Megachile rotundata (alfalfa leafcutting bee) is the source of this 3962-nucleotide messenger RNA. RefSeq names its product SET and MYND domain containing, class 4, member 2. Gene Ontology annotation, cellular component: nucleus; cytoplasm. NCBI's taxonomy places the organism in Eukaryota, Metazoa, Arthropoda, Insecta, Hymenoptera, Megachilidae. The record is from RefSeq and is a predicted model, not a curated record. Gene Ontology annotation, biological process: compound eye photoreceptor development. Gene Ontology annotation, molecular function: histone deacetylase binding.
GACGAAUGCAACGUUUCCGUUCGUCUCGAUCCGAUGUCGCUGCUCGAAGUCCGUUUUCGCGCGUUUCGUUUAUCGACGUCGCGAAUCGCGAAAGGAGGAGGAGGAGAAACGCCUCUAGAGAGCGUUGAGAAUUCGCGACGAAAAUAACGAAGCGAGCUUCGGCUAAAAUUAUUCGACCGACUCGAAAGACUGUUGGCAGUCGGUGCACGGUCGUCCGCCCUCGGUAAUCGAUACACGGUUGUCGGUUAAAUCGUUCGAGGCGAUGUAGCACCGAUGGAGAACGCGGAGGAACGUUACAGAAAUUUGUGCUCCCUGGAGACUCUGCGAUCCGGUAAGAGAGGAUUCUUCGGCGAUUUCAGCGAACGCGUGACGAACCACGUCGGCGACCGAUGGAUCUCGAAGGUGUUCGCUCGCUUCGCCAACGACGAGGAUAGAAUUCGAGCCGUGUUCGCGGACGCGAAGAUCGCAGAGGUCGCGUUGGAGACAUUGAAUCGCACGGAUCUCCUCUACAGGGGCAAGGACGCGAAUGCCUCGAGGACGAGCAGGCUGGAAGGUUUCGUGUCCGCGACCGCGGCCAAACGACGCGAGGCUCUCUCGCGCUUCAGCCAAGCUGUUCUUCGCGCUCCGUUACCGGGUUCGUUCUUUUUUCGCGCGGCCGAUUCGACGCUCCCUCUUAUCGAACGCUCCGCUAUCGUUCCAGGCAAGGACGAGAAGGUCGAUCGGGGAUUCGGGUUACCGCUCGCGCUCCUCGCCAGAGCCGAGAUCCUGCUCGCCGAGAACGAGCACGUGCUCGCUCUCCAAGACUUGCGUUAUGCCGAGGAGCUGGGUCUUCCGGACGAGUUCCGGUUAGUGUCCUCCCGCGAACGCUAUUUUAAGGUUCCGCGCGCGGAAUUUCGUUCGUUUUGUCUUUUCAGAUCGGAACUCGCGCGAAAGAAGGAGACGUGCGAGAGAUCGAUGCGCGAGAACGAGAACAGUCUAAUUUCCGCGAAGGAGCUCGAACGACGGAGAGGAUGGACGAGCGUCGAGAGCAAACCGUUGCCUCGCUUGGCCGCAGGCGAAAAUCCGCGGCUGCCGGGCGCGUCGUCCCUGCUGGAGAUCGAGGAAACCGACGACGCCGGUAAGAGAGCGAUCGCCGCGAAAGAGAUCGUUCCCGGAGACGCGUUGGUGGUCGAGGCCCCGCUCGGCGCCGUUCUCUUGCCUGACUUUUUCGGCACUCACUGUCACCACUGUUUCUCCAGGUUCGUCGCACCGGUCGGAUGCCCGGACUGCAGCGGCGUGGCGUUCUGCGGUAUAAGAUGCAGGGACGCCGCGAUCUCCAGCUAUCACAAGUACGAGUGCAAGAUUCUGGCGCUGUUGAUAGGCUCGGGGAUGAGCGUGCUGAGCAUGCUCGCGUUACGAAUGGUCACUCAGAACGGUCCGAGGAAGUGUUCGGAGAUUUGGACCGCGCUGACGGGCCGCGACGUCGACGAACGAGAGGACAAAACCGCCGCGAGCAAGCAGAGUAAAUCGGCGAAACGACGAUCGAGGAAGAAGAAGUGGCGAGAUUCGCGACGCGAACAGAAUAUUCGCGAGGGAGACGGCGUCGAUCAGAGAGCGUACGAUCUGGUGACGCACGAGAAACAGAGAACGGCCAAAGACUUCCUCGAGAGAUCGUUGAUGGCCGCGUUUCUUCUCAGAUGCUUGCAGAGAGUAGGUUUCUUCGAACGGACGAGCAACGACGCAGAGACUCCGAACGAACGGGAGAUAGCGGUGGCCGCGUUACUCUCCAGACACCUUCAAUUGCUGCAGUUCAACGCUCACGAGGUGUUCGAAACGCGACACGGAACGGAGCAUCGGUUUCGGGGCAGUAAGCCCGUCUAUCUCGGAGUGGCCGUCUAUCCGACGGUCGCGCGUUUCAAUCACGACUGUUAUCCCGCGGUAACCAGGUACUUCGUAGGUCGAUCGAUCGUCGUCCGAGCGAUUCGUCGUCUUCGGCCGGGAGACGUGGUCGCGGAGAAUUACGGCCCGAUAUUCACCAAGAUACCAUUGAAAAAACGUCGAGAUACUCUGGCUGGUAGAUACUGGUUUCGGUGCGAGUGUACCGCCUGUCGCGAAGACUGGCCUCUCUUCGACGGUUUGACCAACGACCUCGUUAGAUUCAGAUGUCCCACCGAGAGCUGCGAGAAAUUGCACGGACAACCAGCAGAUCCGAGCACAGCGGUCGUCCUGUGUUCCGGUUGCCGACGAGAAGUCGAUUUGCGAGGUCCGCUCGAAAGCGUGCGCGAGUGCGAGCGCCUUUAUGCUCGCGGUUUCGCCGCGAUGGACGAAGAACGGCCCGAAGCUGCGUUGCGCGAAUUCCUCGAAGGAACGGACAAGUUUCACCGAGUCGCCGUACCACCCCACAGGGACACUCACCUCGCGGAAAUCGCGGCGAGCAUUUGCAUGGCCGAUCAGGGCAACGUUUGGUCGCAACCGAACCAAACGCUUUAACUCGAAGACGCUACCAAAUUGGAAGAACCCCGUGCAAGGAACAGAGGGAUUAGAGAUCGGUGGAAACGUAACAAAAGUUCACCUUCUGUUCGUGACAUUUUGCGAUUUUUUUGCCAUUUAUUUUUUAUAAUGCACAUGUUUCGUGAAAAAAUUAAAUUCCGUAUAUGAAAGUAGCUUUUCGAAAUUUCGCGUUUCGGUAUAAAAUUCACUGGGUUCGAAGAACAGGGAGUGGAUCGACGAAGGUGAGGACGUAAAUCGGGUGGAAGGAGAAAUAGAAGCGGAAGUAAGGAAGGGAAGAAAGAAGAAGGGAAAGCGGGAGACGAGGAAAGUUUUGAAAAGAAGGCUGCUGAUGGAUCGGGACGACUCGUCGAUCGGCGGACAUGCUCCGUACCGCUAACGAGACAUUUUUAAGUCUCGGCUUCUUCUUUGCUUUUCGUUCUCGUUUCUUGUCCGAUCCCGGACGGUUCUCGGACGUCUACUACGAUCUCUUUCUCUCGCGGAAAACUGAAUCGAAACUAAUUGACUGUCGCUAAACGUGCUUACACCCGCGUCUCCGAUUACUCUUUCCUUAUCCUUCUCUUCGUCCGUUUCUCGUCUGCCGAGGAUAAUGCGAUUGCUCUUCGACGUUCGACGAUCGAAACGGCGACCUUCGCUUGCUUUAAUUCGCUCUCAACGAACGCGCUAUACAGUUUCGAUCGUCGAUCGAUCGUAAAUUUAUCGAACGUCGCGUUUCACGUAAUCUUCCGCAUCCUUAGCGUUUCGUUUAAUUCCGAUAUUCACUUUCAACACAUGCAUUCUUUUUUUUUUUGUUCGCGUGCUUCGUUUCAAUUACGACGCUCGCUCGAUGCGAGUCGCGGCUUUUCCAUUUAGAUUUUCUUCCUACUCGACGAGAUCCUCCUCUUAAUACGCGCUCUCUCACUCUCUCUUUCUCGCUCACUCGCUCUCUGAUUUUUCUUCUCCUUCUCCCCAGCCGUAACGUCUCGUGGGAACGACGUCGCUGUUCUCGUUAAACGGUUUCUUCUUUAACUAUUAUCGCGUAUAUCGGUUUUCGAUCGAUCGCGUUUCUCCCACUCGGCGUCACGUUCGCACACCACUCGUUUCCUCCCUCGCGCCUCUUUUUCGCUUUCUUUCGCUUUCUUUCGCUUUCUUUCGCUUUCUCUCGAAUACCAACCCCUCCCUCCCUCUCGCGCUAUCUCUCUUUCUUUCUUCGCGUUUAGAUUUUCCUUCGAGAAAUUUCGAAUCCCGAUAGCAGAACACACUGAACGACUAUCGCGAAAAAUAUUCCCGACGGGAAACGCCGAGUAUCCGCGAAUACGACCGCGACUGCGACAAGUAACCAACUGCGCUGGCCACGACGAUGACGACGACGACCACAACGACGAUGACAAUGACAACGACGAUGACGAUGACGAUGACGAUGACGACGACGAUGACGGCAAAGACCAACGACCGAAGCGAUACGGCUUGAAUCGAAUGGAAGGUAAAAAAAAAAA